CAUCCCUAAAGGAAAAAAAAGAAAUAUCGUAGAGAAGAGCGACGCCAGAAAAGUCUGUAAAAGAAGGAAAGCGAUAUAUAAAGAAUAAUUUGGUUAAAACUGGAGCAAAUAGGUACAAUCCCGUUGACAAGCACACGGUGAUCAAAGUAAGUCUAAUUCCAUCGUUUUAAAGGAAACCGAUUCGCUUCAUUGGGCAGGGCGACGCUUUCCUGGGCAACAGGCAGGUCUUCUGCUUAAAUUUUAAUAUCAUUGCUGUUGCUACCAUGCCACUCCACAAAUCAUCUCGAACCCCUCGUCUGGACCCCACCAUGAUCUCUGCUCCCUUGGGGGAUUUUCGUCACACCAUGCAUAUUGGUCGUGGUGGAGACGCUUUUGGUGACACCUCGUUCCUGUCCAGCCAUGGCCCCUCUGGUCCUAAUCCCAACUCUGAGCAACCAGUCGGGGAAGCCACUGUAGAGACCGCAGACAUUCAGAUGAACCAUAAUAAUGAUACUGAAUAUGCCGAAGAAGAUAUCGGUCCAAGUGAGCUCCGGCACGCCGAUUCAGUUUCCUCCUUUGACCUCGACUUCGAUUUAGGGCCUUCGAUUUUAGGAGAUGUGCUGGGAGUGAUGGAUGGACUGACCAUGGGUUUUCACAAAGACAGCGAAGAGGUGUUUAGUCCCAGCAAGAGCACAAGAGAUGGGAUGAUGUCGCCAAGGAGUGCUGCCAAUGAGUUGAAUGAGAGGAUGAGAAUGGAAAGCGUGACCAAAGAGGUGAGCCAACAAGAUGAGCAACUGAACGAGAUGAAUGGCGUGAAAUCAAAAGGGCUCAGGCCUAAAGUGCGAUUCAGCGACAAGCGUGAUGAGAUCAUCGGCCGGCAGGAAGCAAUUGAGGGGCUAGACGUGGAAGGUGAAGAAGAAAUGAGCUUGAGACCAAAUAAGGAGAUGCAGGAGAUUAGUGGAAGAAUAGUUUAUGACAAAGACCCAAGACAAGCAGAGAUGGUUAAUCGGAAGGAGGACAACUCUCCAAGCACCUCUUCCUCAAUGAGCUCAGAAUAUGAGGGAGUCUCACCGUUGGACCGGAGGAGAGAAAACCAACAUCUUUCAGAAACAGAUUCAGAGGAGGAGGGUGUCAAUGGAGAACAAGGAUACACUUUUGAGGACGAGUUUGAUGAUGAGAUUGGCCUAUAAGAGGACAUAGCGAGCGAUUUGAGGACCAAAAAUAAGUCAUUAGCAGAAUUUAUGGAUCAUGAUGACUUGUGGACAGAAUCAUACUUUAAAAAAAAUCCAAACGCAGAGAAAUAAUGAAAAUGUCCUUCUUGAGGUAAUAACUGGACUAUUUGGAACUCUCUUUUCCACACUUUUGAAGUUUACGAUGGUGUUUGCUCAGUUUCAAGUCUAUUUUAUGAAAGAAAGACAAUCUUACGGUUUGUCUUUUUAUUGGAUUUUGUAAGUACAAAUUUUGAGAGUCUCCCACGGCCAUGGUCUAUCGUCUUAAAGAACAACCCAAGGACAAUUUUCUGCAUAUAUUCCCAAGGUAUAUAAAACGGUUUAAUAUUUCAACUUAUUAGUACUGUUGUUGGACACUUUACCUUCUUCAGUUAACUGGAUACAGCUUUAAUCUCAAUGGAGAGUGAAUACCUGCAGUACAGACUCUUUUUUUUUAAGCCAAACACCAUAUUAAUUAUUGUUUAUAUUAUGGUUAUAUACAGUGCCUUACAGAAGACACUGAAGAUGUUUUCCAUAUUUGUCUUGCUUGGUGUCACUGAAAAGCCAGCGAAGAAGCUUUUCUUUUUGUGGGAAGUUGCUGAACGCAUUCACAAAUGCUGGAAUUUUCUCCUGGGAGUUUUCAUUAUUACAUAUGCAUACAUACAUACAUACAUACAUACAUGCAUAUCCUAAAAUGCAAUAAGCAAUCAGACUGCUUUUUGUUUUUGGAGUCUCUUAAAAAGUGUAAAAAUGAAAAGCACACAAUAUAGUUACACACUACAAAAUAGUCUUAAAGCUUAACAAGUGCUAAACGCAUAGUUUUUAAACUGUGAAUGAAAAACAAAACUCAUAUUCUGGUUGAUCAUGUAGGUUGACCAGAUUCAUAAAGGGAAGCAUGAAAAGCUUUAAUAGGUUGGGUUUAUUUUUUUUUAAAGCAAUCGCUUUUAUCUAGCUUCCACAUUUGUAUGAUUUGAAUACUAUAACGGACAAUCAGUAGUUAUUUUACACUCAAAACCACUCUGCCAAUUGAAAUAAUGUAUAGACCAAAAUGUGUAAAGUUUUAUAAAACUGCCAUCUGGCAUUUUGUAUUCUUAGAAUGUGCUGAUGGAAGGUAAAUGAAUUUCUGUAAUGCUAUUUUUAUUGAUAUAAAUAUUUUUUUUAUUUUAAAAUCAGGUAAAUAAAUGAAUACUUUACUAUCUU
Molecule: messenger RNA, 2387 nt
Organism: Pimephales promelas (fathead minnow)
Lineage: Eukaryota; Metazoa; Chordata; Actinopteri; Cypriniformes; Leuciscidae
Source: RefSeq, a predicted model, not a curated record